GAUUCAUAGAUAGGCUCUUGUCCAAGACCAUUUUAAAGGUUAAAGAAAUUAGGAAAUACUAAGAAAUGAAUCAAUUUGAUUUGGACGAUAACAAAUUGGAGAUAUUAAAUAAGGUUUGUACAAAAAUAAAGAAUAGAAAGAAUCUAUACAGAUUGUUUACGAUUGAAAAGAUAAGAAUAAUAAUUUUAAUGAUAAGGCGACUUAAUGAGCUGAUUCUUGAUUAUCUAUAAUUUUUCCACGCUGAAUAGAUAAUAGUUUUAUAAAUAUACAGUAUAGAUAUAUAACCCUCUCUCCCCACCUCUUUUUUUAUAUAUUGACAGUUUAAGGAUAGAAUUUCCGAUCUAGAACUUCCGUAUAAUGAGGAUUAUUACGUAAUAAAAUGGUUGAAAGGUAUAAAAAAUAAAACAGAUAAUAAUAAGAAAGCAUUUAGACUAUUAACAUUGAUUAUUAAGUUAAUAGAGUAAUUAUUUUUUCCAGCUAGAUGCUUCGAUAUUGAUAAAGCAGAGAAGAUGAUAAGAAAUGUAUGUUUCUUUUAAAAAUUAUCUAAUUUAUUCCAUUACUUUCCUCUUUUCUUCAUCUCGCUUUCUCUCUUUCUCUCUCUCUUCGUCGUAUAUGUUUUUUUCUCUCGCUUCCAUACCCCGCCCCUCCCUCCUCUUCCCUAAUAAUAUUUAUCUAUAAUAUUCUUAGAGUAUGGAAUAUCGGGCUCAGAACGAUAUGAUAAAUAUUGAUAAAUACGAUCCGCCCGAGGUAAAAAUGAUACGAUUCUGUUUUUCUUAAUAUCGUAAUUGAUCCAUAAGAUUGUUUAUUUGUUUCAUUUUUUUUGUCUUUAUCUAUUAAACAAUGACGACAACUAUGAUGAUGAUGAUGAUGUUGAUGGUUAUCGUUACUAUUAUGAUAAUAUUAAUAAUAAUAAUAAAAGGUGAUCAAACGAUACUCGGCAACUGGUCUCUUUCCAACAAGUAAAGAUGGAUACCCAUUUCAAUGGGAAUUAUUCGGAAGAUUAGAUAUGAAGGGUUUAAUGUACUCUUGUAAAAAGUCUGAUUUGGAAAUGAAUACAAUAUCUCAAGCAUACAAAAUGGAAAAAUAUUGCAGACAGCAAACUGUAAAGAUGAACAAACUAAUCGAUGGUAUUAUAGUAAUUUUCGAUAUGGAAAAAUGCGGUACGAGCCACCUUUGGCGUUCAGGUAUUCAAAUGUACAUGUACUUGGUACAGCUAUUGGAAGACAAUUAUCCGGAAAUGGUAAAAUAUCUCUACGUUAUCAAUGCACCGGCUUUUCUACCUAUACUAUACAGAAUUGCUAAACCUUUGUUAAGCGACGAUAUGAGAAAUAAGAUACAAUUUUUGGGAUCUGAUUUUCGGCAGAGACUCAUUGAUAAAAUAGGCGCCGAAUAUCUUCCACAGUGCCUUGGAGGAACUCUUACCGGCCCGAACGGAGAUGCAAGGUGUUGUCAUCUUGCCACUCAAGGAGGAAAAAUACCCGAGUCGUAUUACCUUAAGAAUGUCAACUUUCUAGAUCAUCUGGAAAAAGUUACCGUACCGAGAGCUGAUAAGCUGGUUAUCAAAUUUCAAGUGGAAGAAAAGGAUUCUAUACUUAAAUGGGAAUUUCAAACUAAUGAUAAGGAUAUCGGUUUCGGUAUUUCUUUUCGAGGUAACGAAAAGGAAAAGAAAAUUUUACCAAUAACGAGAAUUAAUAGUCAUAUUGUUCCCGAAUAUGGCUCAUUAGUAUGCGAAAAUCUGGGACUAUAUAAAGUCAUCUUUGAUAACUCGUUCAGUUGGACAAAAAGUAAGGUUUUAUUCUACAACAUCGAACUAUGCGUUAAAGGUGAACUAGAAGAUUUGCAAGAAGAUCUAAAGAAAAAUGAUUCCUAAAUAGAUCUUUGAUUUGUUUUAUAUAUAGUUUUUGUUUUUUCUACGUAGAUUUUAUAAUCGAUUUCUACAAUCAUAGAAUAUGGAAAAUAUAGAAAAAAUUAAGGAAAGAGAGAGAGAGAGAGAGAGAGAGAGAGAGAGUAAACGAAGGAAAAUAAGGAAGAAGAGAAAGAAAUUUUUAUUAAAUAAAUGUGUGAGAGAUUAGCUAUUUUAGCACGAACAACAAUAAAAACCCUAAUUAUAAAUAUUUCCAUUGUUCCCCACUAUAAAUGUCUAUAAAUGAACUGUUAUCGUUUCUUUUUUAAUUUCUACUUUAUCUAUUAGAAUAAAAAUGUAUAUGUUUGCUCUCUUCCGAUUGACAUAAUUUACUGAUUUUGUUAAAUUAUUAUAGAAUGUUUUCGUUCUUCUCACUCUUUGAAUACCAAUCUUCCUAGCCCUAAUCUACAGAUGAUCUUUAGAGGUAUACAAUUUUUUCCGAUAUACAGUGAUUCUCAUACUGCGUAUUGUUUCAUAGUACGCGUAGUAUAUCUCUUGUAUACCUGAGAUUGAAGGGAAGAACACGCUGUUUAUUAUAAUCAUCUAUUGAUUAAUCUCGAUGCACCAAGUCAACCUUUUGUCGAUAUUCUUCCAAGAAUGACAUUAUAUUUUACUAAUAUUUAUAUACCAGUUUAGUUAAAUAAUUUAAAAGAAAUUUUCAUUUAUAAUAUUUGAUAUACAUUUAAUUCAUUUUAUAGACGCAUUUUUCAUUAUAUUAAUUAAAUAGGAAAAAUAAGGUUUCUCAACAGCCUGAUAAAAGCUGACAUAAACGCCGCCCUCUUCAUCCUUGUUCACUCGGGCAUACAUGUACCAAGCGUAUAGUUACAAGACUUCCUGUAAAUUAGCUCCAAAUUGAUGCCAUCUCCAACUCUAUAGGCCGUUGAAAUUACGAAAGAUUGUUCUUAAAGGAGGGAACAUGAUGGAAAGAAAAGGGAUGAACAAAUCAAAAGAGACAGGGACGAGUAAAUAGAAAGAUAAAGAGGAGAAGAAAGUAAAAGAAAAGCAACUAUAAAAUAAUAGAAGAAAUAUGGGAAGAAAAAAGAAAAACCUCUUUCAGGGGAGAAGGAUAAAAAGAAAAGGCGGGAGUUGAAUUUCUGUUAAAUAUAGAUUUAAAAAAGAAACUAUGCACUUCUAAAUAUAAAAAAUGGAUUUUUUUCUUAAUAAAGUCAAUUCGGAUUUAUUAAAUAA
Messenger RNA from Dimorphilus gyrociliatus, 3091 nucleotides. NCBI's taxonomy places the organism in Eukaryota, Metazoa, Annelida, Polychaeta, Dinophilidae. The record is from the annotation of a GenBank genome assembly.